This is a messenger RNA of Cheilinus undulatus (humphead wrasse), 4538 nucleotides long. It is a transcript of the gene tent4b, whose product is annotated as terminal nucleotidyltransferase 4B. NCBI's taxonomy places the organism in Eukaryota, Metazoa, Chordata, Actinopteri, Labriformes, Labridae. Gene Ontology annotation, cellular component: nucleolus; TRAMP complex. Gene Ontology annotation, biological process: RNA 3'-end processing. The transcript has 12 exons. The record is from RefSeq and is a predicted model, not a curated record. The coding region runs from base 350 to 2407 and encodes 685 amino acids. Gene Ontology annotation, molecular function: poly(A) RNA polymerase activity; mRNA binding.
CCCACGAUCAGGAGGAAAGGGUCAGAGAAGCACUUCGACAAGCAGCUAUAGCACGUUUCUUCAGUCUCCAACCCCAACUUUCGCUUGAGCUUGAAUUUUUAACACUAGAAUUACUGUUAUUACAUUAACUGUGGAUGAAUUUGGCUGACAGCUGUUUUUUUUGUCGUCGUUAAGAAGGAGCGUUUUGUUUUUACCAGAUUCUAGAAGCAGCGGAGUACCUCAACUAGCGGCAGCUAUUACGAGGCUAUAGCACGCUAGCUAACGCUAGCUAGCGAUCUGGCUAGCUGCACACGAGCUGAGCACUGCUCGCUGGUGGGGUGGGGGGGCGGUUUGCCUACAGUGCCGUUUGAUGGAUCCGAGAAUCGCCUGGUUUCAACCAGAACAACGUGGACCAGCUAACAACCUGUGGAUGCAGAUUUGGGAGACGACACAAGGACUCGGGUACUUGCAUGUAAAUAACAGCUUCACCACUGGAUCUCAGAGCCUGAAAGCGAUCGUGAACGGGGCGUCGGGAGCUGUCCCCACCAACAGAAACGGGGUACUUGACUCAAACACCGGUAGCGGUGAAGCCAGGACUCAGGGGAUGUCGACCUCAAUGGGGAACGGAGAGAUAACGGAACAACGGGACUUUAUACCACUGGAAACCAAUAGCAACCAUAACAACCGAGCCACUGGCAGGGGCGGUGUCGUUGGAGGGGGGCAGCAGCAGGGCAGCGGGGUCGCUGUGCUGUGGAAGGGACAGACGGACGGACACCCCAACAAAAGGAAAAGAGACAACAAAGCUAGCACUUUCGGAUUCAAUUCCAGCCUCUUGAACAGUGGCAGCGGCUUCAGCACAGGGGGCUACGACGGUUACACGGGCACGCCAUGGAAAGUAAGGAACUACUCUGAAGGAAUCAUCGGGUUGCAUGAGGAGGUCAAUGACUUCUACGAAUACAUCUCCCCACGGCCAGAGGAGGAGAAGAUGAGGCUGGAGGUGGUGGACAGAAUAAAGGGAGUCAUCCAUGACCUGUGGCCCAGUGCUGAGGUCCAAGUGUUUGGGAGUUUCAGCACAGGUCUUUAUCUACCAACAAGUGACAUUGACCUGGUAGUGUUUGGAAAGUGGGAGACCCUCCCCCUCUGGACGCUAGAAGAGGCUCUCCGGAAGAGGAAUGUUGCAGAUGAGAACUCCAUCAAAGUUUUGGACAAAGCAACAGUUCCCAUCAUCAAACUGACAGACUCCUUUACUGAGGUCAAAGUGGACAUCAGCUUUAAUGUGAAGAGUGGUGUUAAAGCUGCUCGACUCAUCAAGGAAUUCAAAGAGAAAUAUCCAGUACUGCCUUACUUGGUCCUCGUGCUGAAGCAGUUCCUACUGCAGAGGGACCUCAAUGAAGUCUUUACUGGUGGAAUUGGGUCCUACAGUCUCUUUCUUAUGGCUGUCAGCUUUCUGCAGCUUCACUACAGGGAGGAUGUGUGCAGUCCCAACAUCAACAUUGGUGUUCUCCUUAUUGAAUUCUUUGAGCUCUACGGUCGCCACUUUAACUACCUGAAGACGGGUAUCAGGAUAAAAGACGGAGGUUGCUACGUUGCCAAAGAUGAGGUUCAGAAAAACAUGAUGGAUGGUUACAGGCCCUCCAUGCUCUACAUUGAGGACCCUCUGCAGCCAGACAAUGACGUUGGUCGCAGUUCAUACGGUGCCAUGCAGGUGAAGCAGGCAUUUGACUAUGCCUAUGUGGUGCUCAGCCAUGCUGUGUCCCCAAUUGCCAAGUACUACCCCAACAAUGAAACAGAGAGCAUACUUGGACGAAUAAUCCGAGUAACGCAGGAGGUGGAUGAAUACAGGGAAUGGAUCAGAAAGAACUGGGGGAGCCCGUCACAUAAUGAUUUGCCACUAAACAGAAAUGAUGUCACACUGUUUGAGUCCCAGCAGCUGGACGAGUGCAACAACAAUGUCCCGAAUGAUGAUGAUGAUGAUGAUGACGUUGUUGUUGUUUUGCCGUCAGCGCCCCACAGCAAAACCUCAUCCAACUCCUCCUCCCCAUCACCUUCAUUGCGUUCCUCUCCCUCCUCCUCCCCACUGUCGCCUUCUUCCACAUCCUCCACGUCCAGCUCCAGCGAUGCGGACUCUGAUGGCACGCCGUGUAAGACAGCCAAGCAGCAGUCCAGCCGGAGCUCCAGCACUCACAGAGAAAAGUCUGCUGCUGUCAAUAAUCACCGAACACAGAGCCACAAAACCAGCACUCCAUCUGGAAGCAACAAAGGAGGAAAGGCCAGGACGUCUCGUUCCCACCAUAAAAAUGGCCAUCACGGGCAGCAGAGCUCCUCCUCCAGCACCAAAAGUCAUCAGAGCAACAAACCACAUCACCAGGGCAACAGCAAGAAGAGGAAAAAUGUGAGGGACUCUACACAGGAUGACCUCUGCAGAUAGGGGUGACCUCGCCCGUCCCCCCCUCACCCCUCUUCCCCGUCCUUGUCUUCAACUGACUGACUGUCCUGUCCCACAUCUGCUGCCAGACUCCAGCCUCAGGAGGUUGAUAGAAGUAUUAAAACAUCUGCAGUGUCUGUCUCUCUGUCAAGCUUGUGAGGUGACAAGCAACAGUUUCUAGCAGGAAAAAAGAACAAAAAAAAAAAACAGAUUGUAAUAGGAAAUGGGUUUAUUUUCUUGGACCUGAACUGAAAUCAUAAAGGAUAAACGCACAUUCGCUUCCUAAGAGCCUCUUUUAUGAAGUGGUUUUUCCUUCCCACGGCCAGCACCUACUACACAACAUGGCUUUGGUGCCUCCUGCUGUUUAAGAAUAGACAUGUCAGGGGUCUGGAAACUGCACUACAGCAAUACAUGGAACUGCUGGCUGGAGAAUAGGAACAAAAAUGGUAUUAAAAAAAGAUGUGGCUUAAAAUGUACAAAAACAAAACAAAAAUUUUGAACAAAAGGCAAAUAUCUACACAGUUUUUUUAAUGGUAACUUACAAAUGCAAUCAGUAAGAGAGAGACAUAACUUAUGCAUGAGAUUGUUUUUGUUGGUUGAUUUUUCUGUUUGUUUAAUCUGUUUCUUUAUGUCUCAACAGGUUAUACAAAGAUUUGUACAAAAAAAAAAUUCAAAAGCAAAAAAAUGGUUAAAAAAACAAGUAAGAGGAAAAUGUUUCAUAUGACCUUUUUACAAGAUAUACCGAUUGAAGACAUGUAAACAUGCACAUGUUGUGCUUGCAGCUUUUUGGCCAAAGCCGAGAGCUGGUUUAGGUCUCAUUGCCAACAUAAAUCAUCAGCAUCUACUUUUACUCCUGAUUGCUCUCUGAGAGUGUGCUACAGUGUUAACAGUUAGCCUUUAGUGAGCCAGUGCUCACAUACAGCCCUAUAGAUGUCUGGAUGGAACCCAAUAGCACAGCCACAGUGUAGAUGCUUUAAAGUUAAAUAAUAAGGAUGAAUGAUAAUGGUUUUUAUUGAAAAAUCCUACACUUGAAAAAAUGUGUUACCAGUACAAACCGUGGGUGAUAAUCUGUUCCUUUGGUGAUUUACCCACUACAGAAUCAUUUGUAUUUGUCAAAUAUAUUUAUUUUUUAUUAAUUAUAUGCAUAUAUAGUAUGGAUAAAUGUAUAAUUACCAUUGGAGCCCGUACCUUUGAGUCCUAUAUUUGAAAUAUGAGUGGGGAGAUGUGGUGGGAAGAAAUAUAUUCUGGUACAGCAAUGCCACCUUAAAUAUUUCUUUUGGUUGUUUUUUUUUUUUUUUUCCAGUGACAGUUGAGUGACCAAGUUACUUUGCAAAGUUUAAAGAGACCAUUUAACAAGUUCUCGGUGAGAAUUUUGUUUUAAUAUGUGGCUGGUCUACUUACUUCAAAAGGGAGCUGAUUUGUAUUUUAUUUUCUAAAACUAUCCUAGAUACAAACACUUGGUACCCCCACCCUCUGUUGGUGCAGUACAUCUACUAACCUGUAGAUGGAGUUAUUGCUUUAAGUCCUGAUCCCACGGAGUUUAGGCUUGUAUACUGCAUUUGGAUGUUGGAAAUAUCUGCAUUAUUUUCUGUAAUUGACUGUCAUCUAAAUGAGCAGCUGCAUAAACAAAGAACUUAAGCUGAGUGCUUGCUGGGGGUAUUCAGUCACCAAAGCACACCACAAUCCCUUUUUAUUAACUCUCUCUGAAAUGUGACAAAAUCGCACACAAUAAAACAAAAUAGGAGCCAGCAAUAAGUACCACUUCACAUUCUAUAUUUUCACUCUACAGCAGCUAAGAGAUAUCAUGCGAGCGAGUUUAAUCUCCUGUGUUUGGACAGUAAAGCACACUUGAUAAAUCAACGCUUGAACACAGCUUGCUUGUAUUAAAGUAUGAAAAGAAAGAAUGGUUUUGUCCCCCUCCCAUAUCUCAUUGCUACAGUAAAGGGUUAAAAUGCAGUAUAUAAGCUCUGGUCUCGUGGCAGACGGGCAAGGAGAAAAAUGAAUGAAGUUAGCCGUGCCAUCUGAAUGUCCACUGACCAUCUCUCUUCACUGCAGGAAGGCUUCAAACCCAACUGUACUCAUCUGAGACGUUUCUCUGCAGCUACAAUUCAUGCAAUAAAACGGUUCAAUUCAA